Aureococcus anophagefferens is the source of this 2697-nucleotide messenger RNA. RefSeq lists its product as hypothetical. The record is from RefSeq and is a predicted model, not a curated record. The transcript has 4 exons. Bases 1 to 2268 code for a protein of 755 amino acids. Lineage: Eukaryota; Pelagophyceae; Pelagomonadales; Pelagomonadaceae.
AUGGGGAAUCACGAAGCUACUCAAUUCAGGUCAGAAAUGAUAACACCAAACAUCGGAGAUCAUCUCAAACUAAAAAUUCAUAAUAUAGAGUUGCUUGUGAAGACUUUGCUCAAGGAUUAUUUCCUGACUCUUCCUCAACUUACCCUCAAGUUCUACCUCAACCUAUCCUCAAGAUCGUAUAACUCCAGCGAGAGUUACGGAUCUGGCUCCUAUGUGACGCAGCUAUCUGGACUUCAAAUUCUUAAAAUAGAUGACGUCCAGCUUGAUGAAUCUAGUGCUCGCGGAGAGCAAGUGAUUCUAUGGGACAAAGUUCCAAUUGAUCUUUUCACUAAAGAAAAAUUUUUGAAGGAUCCACUCAAAUAUAUCACAGAAGAAGGAUUCAAAUUGAAGGAUCAGAAAUUCGUGAUCUCAAAGAUUCUCAAGCAUGACAAAGCUCUUGAAAUGAAGACGCUCUCAUUUCACUGCAUUCCUAUGAAUUUUGGGGAUCGCACGAAUGAGCAUCAACCGUGCUAUAUACCCUUAAAUCCUUUCUUUGACGGUUAUCGCAAUUGCUUAUUCAAAGCUGGCAUGAAUCAGAGUGCUGAAGAUCGACGUUACGCACCGAUGAGUUCUAUGAUUCCAGGGGAUGUUAACUUCAAUCCUGCGGAGCAUAUGGAUCUCACGGACUUUGGCUCAUCAGACACUGUAGUAUCUGAAAAUCUCUAUGCUUACCUGAACAAUAGCUUCCGUAAUCUGUCCCAAAAGGACAAAUCUGAGUUGCUCUCAGCAGAGAUGGAGAACAUCAGGAAAAUAAGCAUGGGCUGCAAGUCCUACACUCUAGUUCAAUGGGUUCUCAGUGUUCUGUGUGGUGGACAAGAGUCCAUACUUCUACACUUGCAGGACUAUCGUAAAGAUGUACUCGACGCUACAACUGGAGCCUUCUCCGAAUUUCCAUUACUUGACCCCAACAACAUCAUGAAGUUUGUAUAUCAACUUAAUGAGAAGAUAGGGUCUAUGUCAAAUUAUGACACCUAUGCAUACAGAACCAAGAGAGAGCUCAUGCGAGAGGUCAUUCCGGCCAUGUGGCGUCAUGUGAGUGCCGCACAAUGGCAGAACUCCAGUGAUGAACCAGCAUCUGCCUUACAUGAAAAGAUCUUUAAAAUUACAGAUGCUCUUCGCGUUUUCUAUGGGAACUCCCAUCAUCGCGAUAGUCCCAGUUCACUAAAAGCUCUCGAAGCAGCACAAGUUGGUCUCAGUCAUGCCAUCUAUGACAUAAAAUUAAUGAUAGAUAUGUUUACAUCCUUGUACGCCGCUCACUAUGCGGAACCGCCGGAUAUGAACGAAUGUCUUUCACUAGAUCUCGAUAACACACAACAAUUCAAGCACCGAAGUAGGUUAUCUCAAGCACAGUUCAGUCUCAGCCUGAAAAAUGCUGGCAUGUAUCAGGUGGAAGAAUUGGAGUCUUGUACUUUCUAUCUGAAUGACACUGACAUGGACGAAGUUAACCAGCUCUACGACGCUUGUGACAGAGAUGAAACCAUAUUGAGCUUAUUAGAUGAGACCACGGCAGCCUUCGCUGCCAAUUGUGGAAAUAAAUCUGCUACUCCAGGGUUCAAGCCAAAGGCAACUAGCAACCGUCAAAAAGGUCGCCUUAAACUACGGGAUCGCGGUAAAGGCGGUUUUGGUAGAGGCUCAGGCGGUUUUGGUAGAGGUGGAGGCAAAUUGCACAGCACCUCUUCCUUCAACCAGAUUGAAAGAAAGGUAGUGAACUUGUCCUCUAACGAUGAAAAUGAUCCGAUGCAUAAACGCAAAGAAGCCUACAUCGACAGGAUGAAAACAGCUGUGAAGCAUGCAGUACCAAGAAGCUCACAGCAGGCCAGAACCAGUCAAAGAGAGAGUGAUUUUGGUGCAGCGCAUCAUAACGUGGAUGUCCGCGAUGAGUCGAAUGUCCCAAAGACAUCCAUGGCGCUGCAGAAAUUCAUCUACACUCAGAUCAAAAAUGGUACAUUUAACCAGCUUGAUGAUGAUGUUAAGAAAGAAUUGGAACAGCUACAAAAAGCCACCUUUAAGUCGCUAAAGACAGCAAAUGUUUUGGAAGCGACAGACUUUCAGCCCGACGAUGUUCCCGAGGAGACGAUGGCAGCGGUGUAUCAUCAAACUGGGGGAGAGUUGUUCUCAGAAACAAAAGAGACAAUACUCACCAUGGAAGAGCUAGAGGAAGAAAGCAAUGACUCCUCUUUCCCUGCAAUUAUGUUGACAGACACCGAGAUGUCAAGUUUUCGGGAUUAGAUGCAGACGCUUCAUCUGUCUGUAUCUCUAUCCCAAAUGAUGAAACAAUAAUGUCUGCUUUAAUCGGUUCCUCUGCUUCAGUCAGCUCCGCUGAACCUUCUCAUCGAAAAGUCAGAUUCUCAGGAAGAAAAAUGACCGCAAACGACGUUGCUCGGCUGCUCAGUUCGAGACAGUUUGCUGAAGAUGAGCUACAGCCAAGAUUAGAACUCCUAGACAGUGGAGCAACAAUCUCAGUACAAAGAAAUGAACUGGGUUUACUCAAAGAAACUAUCAAGAAGAUCCCCAGCUUGAGCAUUACCUGUGGCACGUCACAACCUUGGGCCAUGCGAGAGCUCUUCAUACAUCCUUAGCUUUUGCAUUCCAAAGGAUGGACAGUUGAUCUGCCUAGAGAAAAUAGUGGAGAGGAGGGGCCUAACUAGGGAUACUCUC